Messenger RNA from Vavraia culicis subsp. floridensis, 737 nucleotides. RefSeq lists its product as uncharacterized. The record is from RefSeq and is a predicted model, not a curated record. The transcript has a single exon. Gene Ontology annotation, cellular component: proteasome core complex, alpha-subunit complex; nucleus; proteasome core complex. Bases 1 to 717 code for a protein of 238 amino acids. NCBI's taxonomy places the organism in Eukaryota, Fungi, Microsporidia, Pleistophoridae.
AUGACUGUACUUGAUUUCGGACCCAUCUACACACCCACGGGAAACAUUGCACAGAUCGACUAUGCACAGAAAAGCGCAGACAAUGGAAGCACCUGCAUUGCAAUGAAAAACAACAAUGGUGUUCUUAUAGCGGUAGAAAAACCAAUUGAUAGCAAUUUGUACAUCAUAUCGGAGGACAAGCGCAUAAAGAAACUUACGAGAAACUGUGUUAUAGCAGCAACGGGCCUCUUAUCAGACAUGAUAUUUUUUAAUAAUUUGGUUCAGAGGGAGCUAGUAGGACUGCAGGGCCAGAUGGCAGGUCUUCCCGCUAACACGGCCAAGAAAGUAAUUUCGAUGCACUGUUCCGAAUUCACUCGAUACUACGGAUGCAGACCGCUGGGUGUGAAUAUGUUGAGCGCUGUGAACGAUUCAGGUAGAUAUACCUUAUACGUCACAGACACGUCGUCCAAAACACGAGAGGUACGGGGGUACGCAGUGGGCAAGGGAGCAGCACGGGCAAAAACAGAGUUGGAAAAGAUAAACAUUGAGGAAUUGAGCCGUAAGCGGAUGAUUGACAACGCAGUGCGCAUACUUUACAAAUGUUUUGACCCCCUGAAGGACAAGCCUUUUGAAGUUGAGAUCGGUAUUUUGGACAGGAGCGGUUAUCGAGAGGUUCCUAGGGAAGAGUAUAUCGAAUUUGUGGAGGCCUAUAAGGAUUUAAACGUUGAUGAUGAUUAAAAAUGUUCUAUCUGUGCACA